Molecule: messenger RNA, 837 nt
Organism: Olea europaea var. sylvestris
Lineage: Eukaryota; Viridiplantae; Streptophyta; Magnoliopsida; Lamiales; Oleaceae
Exons: 6
Coding region: 1-837 (278 amino acids)
Source: RefSeq, a predicted model, not a curated record
AUGGUUCAAUUGAAAAGUGGAGACAAGCCGGUCAACGCCCAAAAUAAUAACUCCAUAUUUCAUCUUACUAUCACUCCCUUACAAGAGAAAGUCUUUUGUCUCAUUGAUCACACAGGAGCUAUUAAAGAUUUAUUGAUGAUCUUUAGAGAUAAAUCCGGAAACAACAUUUUGCACUUGGCUACAAAAUUAGCACCUUCAAACAGACUCGAUAGUGUAUCUGGAGCAGCUCUUCAAAAGCAGAGAGAGCUAUUGUGGUUUAAGGAAGUGGAGAAGAUUUUAUUGCCUUUCAAUGUUCAGAUGAAAAACAUUGAUGACAAAACACCUAAGGAGUUGUUUACGAAGCAGCAUAAGAAGUUAUGGGAAGCUGGUGAGAAGUGGAUGAAGGACACGGCAACCUCUAGCAUGGUUGUGGCAACCUUAAUUGCCACUGUUGUGUUUGCUGUAGCCUUUACUAUACCAGGUGGGAAUAAGGAAGAAACAAGCGCUCCAAUUUUCUUGAGCAACGGGUGGUUCACAAUUUUUAUUACAUCUGAUGCAGUGGCAAUGUUUAGCUCAACAGUUUCCAUAAUGAAGUUCUUUACACUCUUUGCUUCAAUCGUUAUGGAUUUCCCUAAUCCACUCAACAAUCUGAGCGUCAAGGUUUAUGUUUUGACCGGAUCAUGUCCUUUGAUAUUUAGUCAUGGAUAUCAUAUAUUCUUAAUUGAACUGAUCCAUGGAGAAUGUACUUGUGCUUCUUGUAAGAGUAAUUUUAGUCUUUCCUUUGGUUUUUCCUUUGUAUCUAUACUUGUAUAUGGGUUCUCAUUAUCCCCACCUAAUAUUAAUGGCUACUCGAUAUAA